GAGGGCGAGACGGCGGAGGAGAGAAAAUAAAGAAAUGAUCGGACUAGUCCGCCGGCUGCCGCCGAUGCAGGCCAAUUGAGCGAGCUGCGCGCUGGGGCUCUUUUCUCUCGAUGCCUCCGUGCGGACGGAACGCUCUUCGCUUUCGUGUAUCGUAUAAAUUAACUCGUCGCUCUCCUACGAAUUUCCCCUCCAACUUUUCGACGUUUUCAUUCUCGGUGACGAUCGAAUAUCGGCGCGGGCGAAGGAGACGAGACGAUGAAAAUAUCCGAGCGAACACGUGCCGAUACUUUUCCACAUCUCUCUCUCCUACCGCGGGAUAAUUCCUGCGCCCGCGUGUCUCGGAAAUAAUAACAUCGCCGUAUUCGUACGGAGGUAUAUACGUAUAUUCUUGAACCGGCUCCGGCAAUUACGCGAGCCUCGCGGAGCUCAAAUGUAAAACAACUCGGGCGGCCCUUUCACCUCCGGGGCUCAACGCGAUCGCCCCUCUCCGAUUUCCGUUACUACUAACAAUCUCAGCUGCGGUGCAUGACUGUUACGCCCAUCCACGUCGUGUACGUACAUACAUACAUACGUAUAACCAGGGUACGUGGACGCGUGUUACAAUUUUAUCGCAACACAAAUUCCAAACUCUAUUCAAUAAUCGCACCUCGUCAUAUUCCAAAAACGCGACCGAGGUGUUUUUAUUAAGGGCUACCGCGGUGUCUCGUGGUCGGCGCAUCUGCGCCGCAGGUAGCACCUGUCUGCCCCGUUUUAUCGUUACAGCUUAUACGUAUACACGGUAUAUAUAUAUAUAACCGCGGGCGUCGUGGCGGAGCAAUCAGUCGGUAAUUUUAAUUAUCGUGUGCGUAUUUACGAGGCGUAAUCGGCCGGCUCGGAUCUCCUUGCGCGGGUCGCGGAGAGAGAGGGGCCGCGGCGCAAUUGGCCGAUCCCUCCGCGCUUCGCCUCGACGGUAACGAACGAGGCGCACAAGAUCGGGAGGAGAGAUUACGCCCGCCUCUGCGACUAAUUGCAUUCCUAAGCCCACACCGGAUAGGAAACCGCCGACGUACAACGACGAACGCGGACAACGGCUACGUACGCGCGGCCAUAGCCGAUAUAAACGGAAUAUCAAAUUAACCAUCUUAUACCGCGAUUGGUCACCGCGGACAGUAUCACUUUCAACUUUCCACCGUCAUUUAUCUACUCCGCUUAUACUCCUCAUGACUCCGGGAGUCCGGAUCACUUGACCGAGCCUCUCAGGUGGAAAUCUGAUUCGGAGAUUCCACGCUACCCCGGGGCCAACCGUUAGAUCCGGUAGACCCGAUAGGAAUAGUUUAAACCCGCAACGGUGGCUCACCUACGCCGUAUUCAUCAUACUCCACUUGAAAUUAGGGUGCACCCGCAAGCCGUAUACACGUGAAAAAAUCGAUCGUUCAUUUAUUAAUCCUCGGUGCGGCUCGUCGAACCGUGUCAACCUUUUGGCUUGAAUCUGUGAAGGUGACGCGUGAAUUCCGAUGUGAUUUCCACGCAAAUAACGAACGAUCUCUUUUUCGCCCCCUGUUCGCGUUUUUUUUUUUUUGGUUUUUUUUUUCUUCUUCUCGUUGUUCAGCUGGGCUGCCGCGAGGCGGUUUCAGGGUAGUCGAAUGUAAGGGGCAAUUCGGUGUACGUAGCAUCGAGGGCAUUAGGACUAAUGAACAGAUGAGAAGCUCGAUACUCGACAGUUGAUAGGAAACGACCGAUAAUGAACGUAUACGUACGUACGUUGCGCAUCGUCACUAGACGGUAACCCGCACCGCGACCACUGUCCUGGCGUUGCUCACCGCCCGCUCCGCAUUCCUAUGCUAACCAUUCCCAUUUCCAUUCCCAUUCCCAUUCCCAUUCCCGUUUCAGGCCCCCAGUUUCUCGAUUAUUAUCCUAGUUGAAAGUAGUUUAGAUUUUUUUAGGAAAUCGAUUCAGUUAACAACAGGGUUGACGCACACCCGCGUCUUCGGUGUAUCCCUUACUGUGUAUACGUAUAUCUCUUUUUCUUUUCCGUCCAUGUACAAGCAAUCUAUUAUAUAUACAUUACAUAUGAACGAGUAUACGCAUGUGGUUUCUCGCGAUGAUUAAUCGUUCCGCGAGAGAUUCCACUUAAUAUAUAGCUCAAGAUAAGGUUCUGGUUUGCCACGGGGGGUGCGGGCUUUUGUCUAAGCCGGGCCUUGGCCUUAAAAAUGAUGCCGGUCGCCAGCGGUGGUAAGUUCAUCAGCAUAGGUGACAAAAUUAGACUUCCGGACGACGUCACGAUGGGCUACAUAAUAGAGCACCUCUUAAAAAAACCACUCACGGUGGUGGAGCAAUUUCAUUCGCAUCUCGAACCCAUGAAGUUUCUGCACAAGGAGACUUUUCAGGAUCAGAUAUCCUUCAGUUUUUCUAAAAACACCAAGGAUGAAUGGAACAUCGUUAAAAUAGACGGUUUCGAUCUGAAGUACGAUCCUAAGAGAUUCAAAUCGAUACAUUGCCACCUAUUUCCGCACUUCUCUUAUUGUCCCCGAAGAUGAUCCAUCGCCGGAGGGCGGCUCGUUGUAAAAUAAAGAUAAAAAGAAUGAACAAGUAACGAACGAAACAAGACGAUACUCCUUCGUGGCGCUUCGCUUCUCUCAGGGAUCAGUCUUCGAGUUUUUGGAUGCUGCGGGUAAAAUUACCAACAUAAAUAAGGCGACGGUAUAUUAUUAUGGUAUAUCGAACGAUGUAUCCAUCCUACGCAGUUGUGGUAGGAUUUUUGUCGAUUUUUGCGAAACGACGAACCAAGGAUACAGACGCUCCACUGCUCUGUACGUAUACAUAUUUAAUAUCCGAGCCACAUAUGAAACGUUCUCUGAAUACCUGGAUAGGUUUUCAUUCGGAGCCGUUCCCUCGGGACAAAAUGAAUAACUCCCAACCUCAGACCGGCGCGAAUACUCCGUACUAUUCGCGCCGGGAUUGCAUCGCGCAUCAUUCGUUUGUAAAUAAAUAAACGCGGAUUGUUGUUUUUUUUUUUUUUUGUACGAUAUUUUUCGAUAUUUAAGAUGAAAAUAAUGUAUAACUUUUGUAAUAUAGUUUUCUCAGGGUAUCUCUUUGCGUUGUAGUAUGUAUACGUAACUAGUCCUCGCCUAGAGAGUAUAUGUAUAUUGUAUACGUUGUCUCUCGCGUUUAUAAUUCGAUUUUAUAAACUCACAACGUAAUUUGUGUAUAUUCAUUUAUUAAUCGUUAUACGUAUAUGGAUCGUUUCUUCUUUCGCUGUGAUGCAAUCGUGCAAUACAAAUAAUCUCUUUAGUAUCAUACUAUCGUUGUUGUACAAAAAAUUUUCAGGAAGAGGAAACGUUAAUAAUUGUUUAAAAAAAAAAAAGAAAUGUAAAGAAACAAAAAUUUAUUUGGGUUUAAAGAGCAGCUCGCGGUUCACGUUCUCCGUGUUGAACGAUAGGUGUUGGUGUGAUAUAAUUGAUAGGAGCAAUACGGAUAAUGUCAAUCGCCGAGUAGCCUCGUAUCGGUAUCAAAAUACGAAGUCCUACCGAGUCCGAUUGGAAAAUAAAUAACCCCCUAUUAAAUGCACUAUAUUAUAUGAAAUGCAAAUUAGACUAUUGAAUAGUUAGUUUAUUGAUCACUUCUGUACAUAGAUUGCUCAAAGCAAAAUAUAUAUAAAUGGCGAUACUGUUUCUGUAUUUGUAUGGUGUACAUACAUACAUAUCAAAAAUAUUUGUAAUCUCAAAUUUAUUUUAUACCAUUAAAGAAAAGUUUAAUGAA
This is a messenger RNA of Athalia rosae (coleseed sawfly), 3738 nucleotides long. It is a transcript of the gene fng, whose product is annotated as fringe glycosyltransferase. Bases 2190 to 2516 code for a protein of 108 amino acids. The transcript is spliced from 5 exons. The record is from RefSeq and is a predicted model, not a curated record. Gene Ontology annotation, molecular function: glycosyltransferase activity. Gene Ontology annotation, cellular component: membrane. NCBI's taxonomy places the organism in Eukaryota, Metazoa, Arthropoda, Insecta, Hymenoptera, Athaliidae.